CAAAGAAGUGGGAAUUCUAUCAUCGCUUGGCUGACCAUUAAGGAUGAAGUUCAGAGCAAAUUGGAAUAAGGAUAAAUGUUUCAUUCCAUUCGCUUGUGUCACACUGAUCUUAUUCAUUUUGACCGUUCAUUUGACUAAGUUCUCUGGGCCAUUCCUCCAAAUGGGAAAAUUCCACAUGGACAUCAAUUUCCCACUUGAAACUACACAUUGUACAUCCUGGCUCUCAAAAGAACAUGAUCUGCCAACCCUCCCAAAUUUUAUUCGAAAUACCAAUGUAUUUUUAACGAUUGAGAGUGGUUGGUGGUACAAGCCACCCUAUCUGCUUCACUCACUGCCCUAUGGGAUUAAAGGCAAUGAAGCCAUUGUCAAAAAGAUAUUGGGUCGAACACAGUGUAACAUGCCAGAUGAGAUAGACAGGUUAGAUUGUAAGCGAUGUGUUAUCGUUGGUAAUGGAGACUCUCUGAGGAACAGCUCCCUGGGAGAAACAAUCAACAAGUACGAUAUUGUUAUUCGAUUAAACAAUGCUCCAGUGAGGGGCUAUGAAAAGGAUGUUGGAAAGAAAACGACUCUAAGGAUCUUUUACCCGGAAUCAACAAUUGAAGAUCCCACCGUUGAAAACAAUCUUGAUACACUCUUUGUGCUUGUACCAUUUAAGACAGCCGACAUCCACUGGUUGAAGGCGAUCGUGUACAAUGAGACAAAAAUUACAACAGGAUUCUGGAGAAGGCCAGCCUUUGUAAAGAAUUUGGAUCCUGCCAAGGUGCGGAUACUCAAUCCCUACUAUAUGUAUCAAGCCGUGGCAACAUUGCUGAAUCAACCCGACAAGGUUAAACAUAACACUGUGCACAAUGUCACCCAUGAACACCUGUUUUUGAAGAAGCUGAAGAAUGCUGGAGUGAUCAAAUACCUCACUUAACCAUCACAACCAUCUUUACAUUAUUGAGAUGG
This is a messenger RNA of Hemiscyllium ocellatum (epaulette shark), 948 nucleotides long. Its product is annotated as CMP-N-acetylneuraminate-beta-galactosamide-alpha-2,3-sialyltransferase 4-like. The coding region runs from base 44 to 916 and encodes 290 amino acids. NCBI's taxonomy places the organism in Eukaryota, Metazoa, Chordata, Chondrichthyes, Orectolobiformes, Hemiscylliidae. Gene Ontology annotation, molecular function: sialyltransferase activity. The transcript is spliced from 10 exons. Gene Ontology annotation, biological process: glycolipid biosynthetic process. The record is from RefSeq and is a predicted model, not a curated record.